AACGCCGCCUACAAGGUACUCUCCCAAAUUUUAUGCCAUCGACUAACACCAAUUGCAAGAGAGAUCCUUAAUGGUCGACAUUCAUCCACUUGUGAAGUGAGAGCCCUUAAUCACUUGAGUAAGAUUGAUUUCAUGAACUAUAAAAUACGCCUCAAAGUGACAUCUAAAGCUAUUCUGGUUCGCAAAUACCGAAAUCAAAACAUGAUAAUCGAAGCGAUCGUUUCAGUACUCUUCGCGGCUUCGGCCGUCACGGGCCUUCCGACUACCAAAAUCGUCGGUGGUCAAUACGCAGAGGAACAUCAGUUCCCCUAUCAGGUUGCGCUUCUGUAUUUCGAAAAUUUCCGUUGCGGCGGUUCGAUAAUCAAUGAGCAAUGGGUGCUCACCGCUGCCCAUUGCGUUCUAGCUGGAUCCAACAAGCUUCCUCCAAAUACACUGAAGGUAUUCGCUGGAUCGUCAAACUUGGCAGCAGGAGGCAAUAUGUACGAGGUUGAAGACACAUUCGCUCACGAAUCAUACGGAGACUUCAAAAAUGACAUUGCACUGAUUAAAUUGAAGGAACAAAUCGAGUUUGAUGAAAGCAUGCAGAAGAUCGAACUAUACGGCGAAGAGUUGGAGGAAUCUACACAGGUUACCAUCUCCGGAUUUGGACGCACUGGGACAGAUAUGUCACCUUCCGAUCAACUGAAAUACAACACAAUGUACGUCUUGCGAGAAAGAAAUUGCUACGCCGAAACGGGAAUAGUACACCAAGGUUUGAUCUGCUUGAACAGUGGCAUCGACAACGGGGCCUGCAACGGAGACUCGGGCGGUCCGGCAGUUUAUGACGGACAGCUGGUGGGAGUGGCUAACUUUGUAAUCGAUGGGUGUGGAACUCAGCAUCCGGACGGAUACGCGAAGGUUGCGUACUUCACCGAAUGGAUCAGGGAUACCAUGGAGAACCAUUGAUUCGCUUGCUUUCUCCGA
Messenger RNA from Armigeres subalbatus, 963 nucleotides. RefSeq names its product serine protease SP24D-like. Gene Ontology annotation, molecular function: serine-type endopeptidase activity. The record is from RefSeq and is a predicted model, not a curated record. NCBI's taxonomy places the organism in Eukaryota, Metazoa, Arthropoda, Insecta, Diptera, Culicidae. The annotation marks the transcript as partial. Gene Ontology annotation, biological process: proteolysis. The transcript has 3 exons.